Cercocebus atys (sooty mangabey) is the source of this 2702-nucleotide messenger RNA. RefSeq names its product syntaxin 10 (gene STX10). Gene Ontology annotation, biological process: Golgi vesicle transport; intracellular protein transport. Gene Ontology annotation, cellular component: membrane. The transcript is spliced from 8 exons. NCBI's taxonomy places the organism in Eukaryota, Metazoa, Chordata, Mammalia, Primates, Cercopithecidae. Gene Ontology annotation, molecular function: SNAP receptor activity. The record is from RefSeq and is a predicted model, not a curated record. The coding region runs from base 1376 to 2350 and encodes 324 amino acids.
CCCCCGUCUAGCCAGCCGGAGCAGGCUGGAGCCCCAGGCUUCCUGACUCGCAUUCCAGCCAUGUGGGUGGGGAGGAGAGUUUCACUUCCUUCCCGCCAGGGGCCAGGAAGGCGUGACGCCAGGAAAGCACCCCGCAGCGGGUAGGGGCGACCGGAGGGCUCCCACGGAGGCCAUCUCCCAGAGACGCUACAGAACGACCCUACAUACACAAGAGACGACCCGCUGAGACCCCGUUCAUCCCAUCUCUCCCCUUCCCAAUUAUUUCCCCCAUACAAGGCCCCCUCCCAGGUUAUCCCUGACCCCUGCCCCACACUGAUCUUCUCAGGCCUAGGGGCACCCUCCCGUCCCGCCCUCCCCCCGCACGGUGGGAACUCAAAAAUUAUUCCCCCUUAAAAGACCAUUCCCAAACUCGUCCCCAUUCAACGAUGGUGCCACACUGCGACGACCUGCCGAAGACGCCCCCGUCCCCGCCCCGCUAACCUUGCCACGGAGACCCCACAAUGACUUACCCGGCCCAGGCGCUAUCUCUGAGACCCCACGCAGCAACUCUGACGCGCAAGGGGGCGACCCUCUGAGGACUCCCUCGGAUAACCCGCCCACCCUCCAGGGGAGACCAGGCCCCCUACCACUCAAAAAAGUGCUUUCCCGAAGCUUCCCUCACCCCUCAACACACAGCGCGCCACUGUCACACAUAGGGACGACCCUGAGUCCCUUCGCUGAUAUUCCUGGCCCGUACCCAGACGGAGACCCCACACAGAGGGCCCCCCUGGAGACCAUCCUCAAAGCCACCAUACCUCCCGCGACCCCCAGGCUCGCACCCAGAAAGAAUCCGCGAUUCUGAAGACACCCACCUCCAGGCACGCUCUCGAAGGUGACCUCCCCCCGCCCCUGGAAUAUCUGGGACCCCCACUCACGGCCACCUCGCCCCAAGGCGACCUCGAGGUGCCCCCAGCUUGCCCACUUCUCAGGAAAGAGAGAUUUGGAGAAUGCGGCAGAACUCCCCGCAGGAGCAGGCCCGCUCCUCGCCCCGCCCCGGCAGGGAGAAGGAAGGACCACCUCUCCCCCAAACCUUGCCCAAACCUGACACUCGGGACCCUGGACUGGGACGAUCUCCCAGGUGCCAGCUCAGGGAGUCCAUGAAAACGUUCAACCAAUCGAAUGAGCCCCUUCCCCAGCCAUAGUCCCCAGCCGCCAGAGAUAAGGGAGGCUACCAUUAUUUACAUUGCCCGUGCCUGGAAGGGAAACUGAGGUUGAGCAGGAACAAUCCGAGGAACUGAGCCUUGAACCGAGAUUCCGAACUCGGACCCGAACAGGCCCAGCCAGAACUCCGACACCGCCCCCUACGGUGCGGCACAAGAGGGCGAAGGGGCGGGGCAUGCGUACCGGAAGCUGCCUCUGCCCACAACCAAGAUGGCUGCAGAGAGGGCGGAAGUGUCCGCACGUCCGGCCUCCGAGGCCUCUCUUUCUGCCCUGGCGGUCCCGCUCUCGAUGGUGGCGUGACGGGGGGCGGGGGUGGUGGCGCGUUCUCCUGGGUUGGGAGAGAACGAGCCCGCGAACCCAGGCCGGGAGGGGGUUUCGGCCUGGGGGGAAGGGGAUUGACAUGUCUCUCGAAGACCCCUUUUUUGUAGUCCGAGGCGAGGUGCAGAAGGCGGUGAACACGGCCCGCGGGCUAUACCAGCGCUGGUGCGAGCUUCUGCAGGAAAGCGCGGCGGUCGGACGCGAGGAGCUGGACUGGACGACCAAUGAGCUACGGAAUGGCCUGCGCAGCAUCGAGUGGGACCUCGAGGACCUGGAAGAGACCAUCGGUAUAGUGGAAGCCAACCCAGGCAAGUUCAAGCUCCCGGCCGGGGACCUGCAGGAGAGAAAGGUGUUCGUGGAGCGGAUGCGAGAGGCAGUCCAGGAAAUGAAGGACCAUAUGGUCAGCCCAACAGCCGUAGCAUUUUUGGAGAGGAAUAACAGAGAGAUCCUGGCAGGCAAGCCAACUCCCCAGAAGUCACUCAGCGACCUGCUGGAUGCCAGUGCAGUCUCGGCCACGUCUCGCUACAUCGAAGAGCAGCAGGCCACACAGCAGCUGAUCAUGGACGAACAGGAUCAACAGCUGGAGAUGGUGUCUGGGAGCAUCCAGGUUCUGAAGCACAUGUCCGGCCGCGUUGGGGAAGAGCUGGACGAGCAGGGCAUCAUGCUGGAUGCCUUCGCCCAAGAGAUGGACCACACCCAGUCCCGCAUGGACGGGGUCCUCAGGAAGUUGGCCAAAGUAUCCCACAUGACGAGUGACCGCCGACAGUGGUGUGCCAUCGCCGUGCUGGUGGGGGUGCUUCUCCUCGUUCUUAUCUUACUUUUCUCUCUCUGACCCCAGCCCUCCCUGGCAGGCUGGUCCGUUAAGCCUGGGGAGCCACCAAGCACUUUGGAGCUGGCCUAGCCCCCUAGGAGGAGAGGGUCCCUCCUGGGUAGCUGGAAAGUAGAGGUUCCUGCCUGGGGAGCUGUCCCCACGGCUCCCCCCCAGAGCCAGUGGUACCCUUCAGGACCCUGGGCCGAAACCACCACCACUGGUCCUGUCUCAAGUGCACUUAGGGGGUGGUGGAGGCAGGGUCACCUCAGACACACCCCUCUCCAUUUCCGGUUCCGGGACCCCAAAGCCAUUCGCCCCUGUGCCUUACACAUGUGCCAACCUGGAAAUAAAACGUCAGCCUUUUUUAUACGUA